AUGGAAUUAUUAAAUGACCCAUAGAACGAUCGUAAAGUCAAGAAUGUUAAACCUCCUCCUCAUAGACCUCUUUCCAAGGAGUUGAUGUGGGGAAAAAAUGGGAAGCCCGAUUGGAAACUGAUUCGAGAUCAUUUGUAGAAAGAAGGAAGAGUAAGUAAAGAAAAUCUUAUAAAGUUAAUUGAUGACUGCAACAGAAUAUUAAAAAAUGAACCAAACUUGAUUGUCUUGCAAGAUCCCCUUACAGUCGUUGGAGAUAUUCAUGGGCAAUUUUAUGAUCUUCUUAAAAUUCUCGAAGUUGGAGGAAGUCCUGAAAAUACAAAAUAUCUCUUCUUAGGAGAUUUUGUUGAUAGAGGAUCAUUCUCAAUAGAAGUCCUCAUCCUACUCUAUUCAAUAAAAAUAAAUUUCCCAGAAACCGUUUAUUUCUUAAGAGGUAAUCAUGAAUGCAGAUAGAUGACUACCUUCUUUAACUUUAGAGAUGAAUGUAAGUACAAAUUUGAUUAAGAAUUAUAUGAAAUUGUAAUGGAUUCCUUUGACUUAAUGCCUUUAUCGUGUAUUAUAAACGGCAAAUUCUUAGCCCUUCAUGGUGGAAUUUCUCCUGAACUUAAAGCACUUGAUGAUAUUAAGAGAGUAGAUAGAUUUAAAGAGCCUCCAAGAUAAGGAAUUUUCUGCGAUUUGCUCUGGAGUGACCCAGUUGAUAAUGAUGACGGUUUAUGCGAAACCCCUUAUAGAGUAAAUGAUGUUAGAGGAUGUUCAUAUUUUUAUGGUAAUGAUGCAGUCCGUAAAUUUUUAGAUGAUAACUAGUUAAUUUCAGUGAUAAGAGCACAUGAAGCCUAAAUAGAUGGAUAUAAAAUGCAUAGAUGGAAUGGAAGCGAAUUUCCUGUAGUAAUAACAAUUUUUAGUGCUCCAAAUUAUUGCGAUGUUUAUAACAAUAAAGGUGCUGUAAUUAAGUUUGAAAAUAACACUUUAAAUAUUUAAUAAUACAAUUAUACAUAACAUCCUUAUUUGCUCCCACACUUCAUGGAUAUUUUUACUUGGAGUAUUCCAUUUGUCUCAGAAAAAAUUUCUGAAAUGCUUUAUCAUGUAAUUAAGCCAAGUGGGGAAGAUUUCUCUGAUGACGAUGAUCUCGAUGAAAAUGACCAUAAAUAAAUCUUAAAGGUGACUGGUAGUAAUGUUUUAGGCUCUCAAACAAGUAUUGGUACUGACUCUUAAAAUAAGCUCUCAGAAAAAGCUUAAAUAUUAAGGAAUAAAAUAAAAUUUGUUUCUAAAAUGGUAAAACUCUAAAAGACACUAAGAGAAGAAAGCGAAACAAUCCUUUAACUUAAGGGUUAAUGUCCAGAUAAGAGAAUACCUAAAGGCCUCCUAUCAUCAGGAGUAAGUGCUAUAAAAGACACUUUAGAAUAAUUUAAAACAGCAUAAAAAGCAGACAGGGUGAAUGAUAAAAGGCCAGAAUUCGGCCCUUAUGUUAAGUAUAAAGAAUCUAUGAAGCCUUUAAAAUGA
This is a messenger RNA of Tetrahymena thermophila SB210, 1497 nucleotides long. RefSeq names its product serine/threonine-protein phosphatase PP1. Lineage: Eukaryota; Ciliophora; Oligohymenophorea; Hymenostomatida; Tetrahymenidae. The transcript has 11 exons. The record is from RefSeq and is a predicted model, not a curated record. Gene Ontology annotation, biological process: calcineurin-mediated signaling. Gene Ontology annotation, cellular component: cytoplasm; calcineurin complex. Gene Ontology annotation, molecular function: calmodulin-dependent protein phosphatase activity; calmodulin binding.